Messenger RNA from Amphimedon queenslandica, 1851 nucleotides. RefSeq lists its product as uncharacterized. Bases 20 to 1300 code for a protein of 426 amino acids. The transcript is spliced from 5 exons. Lineage: Eukaryota; Metazoa; Porifera; Demospongiae; Haplosclerida; Niphatidae. The record is from RefSeq and is a predicted model, not a curated record.
UUGGGACAAGUAAAGAGAAAUGAUUGCAAGAGUAGAUAUAUCCCUCAUGUCACUUGUACUCUGUUUGAUGAUAUGUCAUUCUUCUUCACAAAUUUCAUCAUUUUAUGAUGUGACUAAUUCUUCUCCUUUUAAUGGAUCAAAUCUCACUACAACUGAUCCUAACUGUCCUACUCUGAUGAAUUGCUUUGGUAAUAAUUCUAAACUAACUGAUGGAGACUUUGGUCCAAUGGAUUCAGUCAUUGGUCAAUUAGAAAGAUUCUUUGCUUUUAAUCAAAAUAACAGUAGACUGACCUUCAAUGUGCCCUCUGCUGUAUCAACAGUAGUACUGUAUUUCUUUAAUUCUCCUGCUGACGGCAUUGGACUGCCUCAGUUAAAGGUUAUUUUGGCUGACAGUGUUUUUCCUUAUUUCUUCUCUAAUAAUGAUGAACUGACACUAACUGACUCUCAACUGAGAUCUAUCACAUUGCUUCUUAACCAAAAUUUAUUAACAUUUCAAAUUGAUUUCAUAUUCCCAGUCAACAGCAGAAUCAAUUGGUUUUUAGUCAGUGAAGUUCAGUUCUUUGCUGGUACUCCUGUGUCUCCUCCAAUGGAAGAUAUUGUAUUUAAGGAUGGUAGUAUCAGUGUAAUGACAUUUGGACCAGAUAGCAUUCAGUCUUCAAUCAGUAUCAACUGUACUGUACUCAAUAAUGGAUCAUUUCACUGGAACUGGCUAUUCAAUAAUACUAUACCUAUAACUGAUGAAUUAUUCAUUGAAGAUGCUACCAGAACAAGUAUACUGUACAUUAAUGGUCUUUCUUACUCUAUUGAAGGAAACUACACUUGUACUGCUAAUAGUACUGCUGGGAGUAUGUCAUCAAGGAUAAUCAUUGUCAGACUGGAAGGGACUGGAAUCACAUCAUCAUUCACAUAUUCCUCAAAAUCACUUUUGUAUACAUCUACUCCAUUAGAUCUACAUACUUCAUUCACUUCACUUGGCACAAGUCACAUGUUCACUUCAGUGGCUUCACCUUCUCCAUUAACUUGUACAUUAUCUGGUUGUGAGAGGUGUGACACUACUAGCUCUAACUGCUGUCAGGUUUGUUCAUCUGGCUAUAGCUUCAUCAGCGACAGCUGUGUUUGUGGCAUUCGAAGUACUGCAGGGAUACCAGUUUGGAGUAUAGUUAUUAUCUCUGUGUUUUUAGUAAUAGUUAUUGUCACUGCCUUACUGUUGAUUAUGUGUACUUUUGCAUUAGUGAAAGUGAAGCAAAAGAAUACACAAAGUGAUCAGCCAUUUUACGAUUAUAGUAAAAUAAUACAUUAAUAAUAUACUCAGUCCUUUUAUUUAUAUAGUUGGUGUUCAGCAAAGAACUGGUGCUAAUGUACCUGAUCCUGUUACAGGACACAAUUCAUUUUCACUCAAUCAUUCAGUGGACGUGCAAACAGAUCACAAUCCAUGCUAUGCAGUAGCAAUGGAAGAAACUCAACUAGUCUCCAACCCCAGUUACGCCUCAACUACCACUCAGCAAAGAGCUGAUGCUACUGUACCUGAUCCUGUUGCAGGACACAAUUCACUUCCACUCAAUCAUUCAGUGGACAUGCAAACAGAUCACAAUCCAUGCUAUGCAGUAGCAACGGAGGAAACUCAACUAGUCCCCAACCCCAGUUACGCCUCAACUGCUACCAUUCAGCAAUGACCUCAGUGGCUCCUGGUGGCUCCAGUUGGGUUAAUGUGCCGAAUAUUAGUGUAAACUGAUUAAUCAUAAUUUAAAACUAGUCAUUGAAGUAGAAAAAUGGUGACUCGAGAUAAUGUCAUGCAUUAAUAGCACUCUUGUUUGCACCUUUUAAAGUUAUCUACAGCCAUUGACACAAUGA